Molecule: messenger RNA, 2457 nt
Organism: Rotaria socialis
Lineage: Eukaryota; Metazoa; Rotifera; Eurotatoria; Philodinida; Philodinidae
Source: the annotation of a GenBank genome assembly
AUGAAAAUAUCACAGCAAAUAUGGAACGAUCUACUUACGACACCAAGUAUUCCUACGGUCACACAAGUCAAAUAUAUAGAUAAUGAAUGGUUGAAUGAACUUAUUCAUUUUAUUUUGAAUGGUUCGUAUGAUAAAGUCUUCAUCGAAAAUCCAAAUCUACGAGAUUUUAUUAAUAAAAAUCAUGAUGAUUCUCAAUGGAUUGAGAUUAUGGAUAAAUUAAAUCAUGACGAAGAAUUAGCUGAUCUUUUACAUAUAAUCAUCGGCAUUGCAUAUCUUCAAUUGUUCAUUAUCAAUAAUUUUCUUGGACCAAAAUGUGAACUUGAUAAUCUAGAAAUACCCAUUCCACAAUCUACAAUCAAUGAACAAUUAACUUGUGACGGUGAAAUGCCUGUUGCAACUAUUGAGCAUUUAGAUUAUUUAUAUCAAGCAACUAAAAUAUUCAAUAUUUCACAAAAUCAAACAAAUAAAAAUUGGACUUGGUAUUGGUGGACGAUGCGAACGUUAUUUACGCAUCAAAAAAUGCUAGAUGAACAUUCAAUGACAUUAUAUAAUAAUAUCCAAACAUGUAUUGAUAAACUCUUCAUUUGUCAGCCAGACAUGAAUAAAACACAGCAGACUUUAUUCUCUAUUGAAAUAGCUUAUAUAUUUGUGUAUUAUUACAAUUGGAAACAAGCAGAAGUAGCUAAGAAUCAAGCAAUUCAAAUUUCGGGUUUAGAAAUUAAUUUGACAGGUCAACUGGGUAAAAGAACGCGCUAUCAAAUAAAUGAUACAUCACAAUUACUUCUUGAUAUUACAAGAAACAAAACUGACGAAACAUUAACUAAUAAUAAUAAUAACAACAGCACAGCAACAGAGGAGAAUUUGAUAUUACCUAAAAACAUGGCAUUAAAUGAUGAUGUGGUUCUUAAUCAAAUUCAAUUUAAAAAUGAAACCGAUAAUCAAAAUUUAACUAUUCAAUUAAAUAUUGUUGAACAAUUAACUUUAUUAUUCGUCAUAUAUGAUCGGCAAAUCAAUAAUCCACGUCAUGAAAUUACAACCGAAGAACAAUUAGCGUUUUUAACUUAUAUAUUAGCUCGACCAUUAAAUUGGUGCAUUCAAACAUGUUCACUUAUAUUACGUUGCCAGCAUGAAACAGAAAAUAAACGUAAAAUUGAACGCACAUUAUUACAAUUACAAGAAUUGAUUGACCAAUUUGAUUAUAAAAAUCCAUCAAGCUCAUUUCGCUUAGAAUAUUUUCAUUCAACACCAGUUUAUCCAACAUGGAAAUUAAAAAGUUAUAUUGCGCACGUUUAUGUUAAACUUGGUCUCGUUAAUAAUGCACUCGAUUUAUAUUUAUAUUUAAAAAAAUGGUCUGAUGUUAUAGCAUGUUAUCAAAUAUUAAAAAAACUUUCAUUAGCUGAACAUGUAAUUCGUGAACAAUUAAAAAUAAAAGAAACGCCGGAGUUAUUCUGUUCAUUAGGUGAAGUUACCGAUGAAUUAGAAUAUUUUGAACGGGCAUGGAUAAUAAGUAAAGAACGUAAUGGGCGUGCACAACGUUUAAUGGGAAAAUAUUAUUUUAAUCGAGGAAAUUAUGAAAAAGCCUGUGAACAUUUAUUAAAAGCUGUUGAAAUCAAUUCAUUACAACAUGACACAUGGUUUUGGCUUGGUACUGCAUCAUUUCGUACGGAAAAAUGGGAAUUAGGUGUACGAGCGUAUAGUCGUUGUACUAAUAUUGAAACAGAUAAUUUCGAAGCAUGGAAUAAUUUAGCUGCAUGCCAUAUAAAAUUAAAACAAAAAGAUAAAGCGCAUAAAGUUUUUCUUGAAGCAAUUAAAUGUAAUUACGAUAAUUGGAAAGUAUGGGAAAACUUUCUUUGGACUAGCGCUGAUUGCGGAGAAAUCGAAGAUGUUAUGCAGGCGUAUCAUCGUUUAAUUGAUCUGAAAACUAAAUAUGUGGACAAAGAAGUUUUACAACGAUUAGUAAAUUUAUUAUCUGAAAAUGAACAAAAUGAAAUAUGGCUGAAGAUCUAUCAAAAAUCCCUUGAACUAUUUGGAAGGCUCACUGCACAAGUAACAAAUGAUGCUGACGUUUGGGAAUUAUACAGUGAUUUAUGUGAAUUAAAAAAAGAUGAUACAUCAAUUGAUUGGCAUAUGAAAAUUCUACAACAAUUACAACGAGCACAUCGAUGUGCUAUAAAUCAGACAUCAAGUUGGGAAAAUGAAAUCGAAACUAUCAGAAGUGUUCUUAUAUUAUCAAAUAAACUGGCUGCUAAAACAAUUGAAAAACUCGGUGAACAUGUUGAGAAUGAAAAUUUUAAACAAUCAUGUCAUUCCAUACGUCUGACUUUAAAUUCUGUUAUGACUCGGUUAAAACAGAAAUAUGAUUCAUCACUAAUGACAACUGAUGAAAAAAUUAUGAAUGAUAUGCAAGAACUAGAAAAAUCAAUAUUACAAUUGACCGAUAUGCUACGCAAAAGUUGA